Molecule: messenger RNA, 1686 nt
Organism: Ictidomys tridecemlineatus (thirteen-lined ground squirrel)
Lineage: Eukaryota; Metazoa; Chordata; Mammalia; Rodentia; Sciuridae
Source: RefSeq, a predicted model, not a curated record
GGGCCGCGCAGGCGCCGUGGGGCCAGGGUCGCGGCGGCGGGCCGCGGUGAGUUCCUGUGCGGCGGCCAGCGUGUGGUGGCCGGCCUGGCGCUCUCUAGGCGCCUGCAGCUCGUGGGCUCCUGCCUUGGCCGGUCCCGGCUGUCUUCCGGCUGUGAGCGGAGACAGCAGGCAUCACAGAGGGAUCUCUUAUCCUAUCUUGAAUGACAGAGCUUCCUAGGCCCAACAGACCAUGGGAGAGCUUGCCAUCCAAGCUGAAUCUCACCCACGCAGGCCUUGAACAUGCAUCCUCCUGCUUCAGCCUCCUGAGUCUUGGGAUUACAGAUGUGCAUCACUGUGACUGGCUGAUGAUUGGCUGAUAAAUGAUGGCAUCUGAGGCAGAGUGCUGUCCUUUGGGUGUGUUCAAGUGCCAGCUCUGUUCUGUGACAGCUCCAUACAGCUAUGUGGGGCAGAAGCCCCCCAACACCCAGGCUGUUGUCCUGCUGGAAGAGAGCUACGUCAUGAAGGACCCCUUCACUUCAGGCACAGACAGAUUCCUGGUCCUUGGGUCCCGGUGCAGCUUAUGCAGCAGGCUGGUGUGUGUGGGUCCGGAAUGCAGCUUGUUCUACAGCAGGAGGUUCUGCCUCCCUUGUGUCCAGGACAACAUCAGCGCCUUCCCUCGGGAAAUCCAGCAAGAUGUGGAGAAAAGGAAAGGUCCUAAGCGGCCCUCCAGCCAGCCCUGUCCUUGAAUGUGAGUGCAGUCUGUGCCAAGUGGGCAGCAGCCUCCUGCGCAGAGCUCCUGGCCUGGCAGGGACCAGGAUCUGCAGCCCAAGAGAGUGGAGGAGCCAUGCCAGGAGGUGGAGCAGACAGCCUGUGGGUCCAGCCUAGUGCUGUGGAGCUGCCCCCAGGGCUGAGGAUUCUGAGUGAGAGGGAGACUCCCUUCACUGGGCAGCUCUGGUAGCCCGGGAGGCGCACACAUGAGGCCUGGAACAUGGUGGAGGACCACACUGCCAUCUGUGCACAAGGAAGUCACUCUCCGAGGCUGUCUUCAUGCACAGCAGCAGGUCUGGGGGACAGGAUUUUUUCUUUACAUCCUUAUGUAAGCUUGGAAAUGUCCUGCAUCUUGACCACUCACUGCCCAUUACCGACAUGACUGAGAACCUGAAGAGCCCACCAAUGCUCUGAAAAGAAAUUCUUCCACAAGACACUUGGAGACUGGAUGUCCUCACAGGUACUCUGGGAUGGCAGUCAGUGUGAAGAUGUUUUUUGUGGACACUUUGGGCAAGACAUCAUGGACAAGCAGUGGAGGGGGUGUCGGGAAGCCAAGUGUCGGCUUUCCAUCUGCUCAGGCUGCCUCCAGCCCGGGCCCCACUGCACGUUCUGCCCUGCACUCUCAGGUCAGGAACACUGGCUUCCUUCCCUUACGCCACCCCCUCGCCACCCUGCACUCAGCCCUCUAGUCCCACAGCCUCCCAGAGGUCCCCAUGUCUGCUUAGAGUCUCAGAGGCAGGAACUGCUGCCUUAUUCUGUGACCACGGCAAGGCCGACCAUCAAGUUGGGUGAGAUAUAAAGAUCUUUGACUGAUGUGUACACUGGAUUUUAUUUAAGAGCUUCCUAGGGGCCGGAAUUGUGGCUCGAGUGAGAGCGCUUGCCUUGCACUUGUAAGGCACUGGGUUCGAUCCUCGGCACCACAUAAAAAUAAAGAUAUUU